Blumeria graminis f. sp. triticale is the source of this 597-nucleotide messenger RNA. The record is from the annotation of a GenBank genome assembly. Lineage: Eukaryota; Fungi; Ascomycota; Leotiomycetes; Helotiales; Erysiphaceae.
AUGUCACUUUUACAGACAAUAACUCUUUCGCACACGCCGUCUAGUCAUAGUGUGCAUGUUGCUCUCUAUCGGAAUGUGAAAAAUUCGGCCUUCCUUGAACAACAGUUGCUCGGAGGAAACAGCGACUAUGAGUACGCCUUUAUAGACGCACGUGUGAUCUUAUCAAAAGUUCACGUUUUCGCGUCCUGCUUCCGGGCCAUUGUUGAUCAGCUCUCCGACAAGCUGCGCACGCGAAAUGUGCACUCGGAGAUAGUAUUCGCCUUAUCCCCGAAUAAUAAUAUCAGAACGGCAUUUCGAAAUUUCGGUAUAACAGCGAAUACUAGUAGCCUGCUAGUAAUAAAAAUUGGCGAUUUGACUCAAUCUUUGUCUAUUCGAAGUCACCUCGAGAAGGUUAUUGAAGGAGAUGAAAUUGGGUUUUGUGAUUCGGCACUCGCAGAUAUAAUAGACUGGUCAUUAGUCGGUCGGCUAUACAAACUCGGUAAUACGCGACAGGAUGAAGGUGGUAACAGAAAAUGGCAGUGGGAAGCAGAGGUAGAUAGGAAAGAAGCAGAAAUGCGUGUCUUGAGUUCGAUAGCGCUCAGGGGAAUGACAAAUUGA